Molecule: messenger RNA, 909 nt
Organism: Aureobasidium pullulans EXF-150
Lineage: Eukaryota; Fungi; Ascomycota; Dothideomycetes; Dothideales; Saccotheciaceae
Exons: 1
Coding region: 1-909 (302 amino acids)
Source: RefSeq, a predicted model, not a curated record
AUGCCUGCCACAAGAUCGAAGCGCCGACGCGAUGGACGCUUUAACGGAUCUACUCCGUCAACUCCUUAUUCACACAUUUCCACAGACAUCGGCUCACAACCCGGAAAUCCCAAACCCAGAACAAAAACCUCUGUUGCUUCAACCCACGUCAAACAUGACGGGACCUGCAACCGGCCCAACUUCUGCCCAACGAGAGGUGAAAAGGUUGUUGCGCCUCUCACCUCCAGCCUCACUCUCCCCGAGCCUCACGAACAGCCCCCAGUCCUGCGGGACCUUCCACGCGAGUUGUGGGGCAUUAUCGGACAACACCUAUCUUCAUCGAAGGAUCUCGCAGCGCUUUGUCUUAUCAACCAGAACUCUCGAAAUGGAGCCCUCACUCACCUCUAUCGUAGGACGCUCAUCACCAACAACGAGCGGGAACUCCACAUCGUCGAGAAUUUCUGCUCCCCCGAAAAUGUUGGACUCAGAUAUAUCAGACAUCUCACCGUUGCUCCAUCGAUCCAAAAAGUUCGCCCUCCAGGUACCAAAAGCUUCAGCAAAUCUCGUGCAAAAACUCUGGAACACGAUGUCAUCACCAAGAUUCUUGCUACUGUUCCCUACAUGCCCCUUCUCCAGAGCAUCGCCCUCUGCAAUAAUUUCUAUGACUGCACCAACCUCAGAAACCAAGGUCUCAAACCUCGCAGACAAUGUUAUGUCCGCGAACUCAUCCCGCAAGGGUUCUACGAACACAGCUGCUGCUUCGGGCAUAAUUCCGAUACGUGGUUGCCACAGUAUUGGAUUUGGGGCAAACACGACAAACUCGAGUGUCUGGAAGCCGAACAGAAAGCCUUGUUCGAAUCGAAAUUGGGGUUUUGCUGGUUUGAGGGUGUGAGAGACAACCACACUUUGGCGUGGAGGAUUUGUGAUUGA